Caenorhabditis briggsae is the source of this 1632-nucleotide messenger RNA. RefSeq names its product Protein CBR-NHR-31 (gene Cbr-nhr-31). The record is from RefSeq and is a predicted model, not a curated record. Gene Ontology annotation, molecular function: sequence-specific DNA binding; zinc ion binding; DNA-binding transcription factor activity. Bases 1 to 1632 code for a protein of 543 amino acids. The transcript has 7 exons. Lineage: Eukaryota; Metazoa; Nematoda; Chromadorea; Rhabditida; Rhabditidae. Gene Ontology annotation, biological process: regulation of DNA-templated transcription.
AUGCGAGGAGAGCUAAAAAUCGGCGGUGCCACGUCAUCAUCGGGACCAGCGACCUCAUAUGUGAUCCGUGGAGAUAAGCAGCCAUCGAACUCAGGAGGAUCACCAACUGGAGACUCAAUUUGUGCUGUUUGUGGAGAUGGACCAGCUAAAUUGCAUUAUGGAGUGUUAGCUUGUUAUGGAUGUAAAGGAUUCUUCAGAAGGACGUUGACUGGAAAAUAUCGAUAUGCAUGCAGAUUUGGAAAUAAUUGUAUUGUUGAUAAAUACCAGCGGAAUAGCUGUAGAUUUUGUCGAUUCGAAAGAUGCAUUCAAGCAGGAAUGGACCCAAAAGCAGUUAGGCCGGAUAGAGAUCAAACUGGAAAACAGAAAGUUCCUAGGAUAAAGAAGAAGCAAAUCGAUGAAGAUCUUUUGAACCAUAUGAUGAGGCUACAAGGGGAUGAUUGGUCACGGAAACUUCCAGUUGAGACAAGAAUACUUCUGAUGCAAUUGAUGACUAUUGAAGAUAAAGUAGUAAAAGGAGAUAAUAAUAUGAGUGCACAGAACACCGCUAAAGAUCCUAAAAGUAUCUCUCUUCGUGAAAUGUUCGAAUCAAAACCAGCGCUUGACGGAAGGCGGAUGGAGAUUGGAUAUGAACCAUUCAGAAUGGCGAAAACGGAAGAACUGGGAGUAAUUGCUCAUCGAAGAGCAAUUGCAGCUGUUGAUUGGGUUGAUUCUCUUACCGAAAUCGCUGAUGCAGUUGACACAGAAGAUAAAGUGGCACUAGUGAAAAGCUGCUACUCUCCACUGACGAUUUUCAACUUCUCCGCAAGAACUGCUCAAAAUACAAAGAAUCCAGAUAUUCUUUGUCUUUGUAGCCAUUCUUAUGUACCCAGACGAUUGCCUCCAGAGUUCAAUGAAACAAAUCAUCUCUCAAACUUCUUGAUUGAUCGAACAUUGAAUGAAUUGGUAGCUCCAUUGAGAAAAUUGAAUUUGAAAGAAGAGGAAAUCGUUCCACUGAAAGCGAUUAUUAUCUUGGAUCCGAAUGCCAAAGGACUCUCCGAGCAUGCGAAACAAGCGAUUCUGGAACUGAGAGACAAAGUUCAAGAUAUGCUUUUCCAAAUCGUAAAGGAACUUCAUCCAAUCUAUUCAGCUAGCAGUAGAUUUGGAAAUCUUUUGCUUCUUCUCCCAACUAUUACGACUCUUUCCGGUUUGAUGUCUGAAAACAUGCAUUUCUGUCAAGCACUCGGAGGAAGAGCCAGUGGAGAUAAUCUUCUAGCUGAAAUGUUUGGAGAUCGAGUAUUUGAUGAUCAGAUGAUAAGCAGCAGUAUCAGUCCACCACUUUUUGAAAAUCCAGCUGAAAUUUGUUUGGAGAGUAUUUCUCCACCGAUGGCAGAUCGAAGAUUCAUUAAGAAGACGGAUGUGGCAACGCAGACAAAUGAGGACUUGUUGUCUUCAGGACCAUAUCUUCCACACUCGAAUUCAUGCACUUCCUUGCUGAACUCUGGAUAUUCACCUCCAAUGUUGUCAUCCUCACCAUUCCCACUUCUGGAUGAUAAUGAUGAUGCUUUCCAAAACGAUAUCAGUUUGACUGAAUUGAAUGGAUGCGAAGAGUUCUUCAACCAACUUUUGGAUGAUCAACCAAUGCUCGACACCUAA